AUGUGUCUUGGACAUGGCCUGCACACUGUGUCUCAGAAACUGCUUAGAAAUGCCUGGAAAUCAGUGUUUUUGUUAUGCGUUCAUUCUAAAGCAAGAGAGUUUGUAAUAGAUGGUGAAAAUAAUUUAUGGGCAGUUCCAUCUUCUGUUGACGAGUUCAACAAAUGGGCUGAGAAAACUCAUUUUCAGAUUGGGGAUUCUUUAGUUCUGAAGUAUGAUUCCAAGACUGACUCAGUGCUGGAAGUGACCAAGGAAGACUACAAAAUCUACAAAAACGCAAUUCCAAUAAAAUCACACCAUGUUGGAGAAACUACAAUUUCAAUAGAAAAAUCAGGUCUAUUUUUCUUUAUCAGUGGAGCUGAAGAACAUUGCUAG
Molecule: messenger RNA, 372 nt
Organism: Olea europaea var. sylvestris
Lineage: Eukaryota; Viridiplantae; Streptophyta; Magnoliopsida; Lamiales; Oleaceae
Product: early nodulin-like protein 3
Exons: 2
Coding region: 1-372 (123 amino acids)
Cellular component (GO): plasma membrane
Molecular function (GO): electron transfer activity
Source: RefSeq, a predicted model, not a curated record